Lingula anatina is the source of this 9868-nucleotide messenger RNA. RefSeq lists its product as uncharacterized. Lineage: Eukaryota; Metazoa; Brachiopoda; Lingulata; Lingulida; Lingulidae. Gene Ontology annotation, molecular function: protein binding; calcium ion binding. The record is from RefSeq and is a predicted model, not a curated record.
ACCAUGCUGAAGAGCGAAGCUGCUUAGCGGCGAGGAGACACUCGCUGCGACUCACGAGUUUAGUUGCUAAAUUUAAUAGUAAAAUGGCUCGGAUGACAGAAGCUAAACGCCGAGGUACACCUUAGAGGAUUGUGAGUUAAUCUCACGAGGUUUACUGUCGCUUAACCAUGACGCCUAGAAAGGAGCUUACUCGCACGUUGUCUGGUGUCGUACUAAUGAUGGUAGCGUUGGUCGCGGUUGACUAUGUCAACGCCACCGACGCCGGCGACGAAGCAUGCGGAUAUAUAUCUUCACAUAAAAAGCUAGAGAUCAGAGGAACGUGGGGAGCAAAACCGGCGCUGCACAUCAGACAGAAUGUCAAGGGUAAUAUUGAGUUUAAGACAUCAGAGGAUCCACAGAGCACCAAUCUUUUGAUGCAGGCCGAUUGGAAAGUCCCUGAUCGAGAGAACUUGGAUGGGAUUUUCAUGAACUCCACAGAAGUUAUCACACCUAUGGGAAAAGUGAUUGUGGUGCAGUUGGACAUCAUACCAAAAGUUAUCCAGCCACAAGUGUCUGGCAUGGUAUAUGGCAUCGUUGGAGCAUGUAUCGUCGUUGUCAUUUUGAUAGCUCUCGCCAUCUGGUGCAUACGCCGCAAGACCCAGCAAGGGGAGCUGAAGGUAGAGGAAGUGGAAGAGGAAGACGAAGGUUACAGGGAAGAUGACACUCCGGGGAGCCAAGUCUACCCACCACAUACACCUGUGCAGCAUUCACCACGGGAGGGACGUGUGUUGGGUAGAAGAGCAGUGCAACAUCAGUAUCAAGUUGUCAGGUCACAGAGUGAAGAAAUCUCUGUAGACAGCCCUGAUCUUGGAGAGCCAAACAUUGAGAGGGAGUUCGUAAGGCCACCAGGAGAAUCAUAUCCAAGGUCAGCAAGUAGGCAAAGGUCGUUAGGUCAGAGGUCAAGUUCACUUCCAGAAAGAGAUCCUGGAGCUCCAGGAGACUGGCUGGAAAAUAACUCUGGACCUAAUAUUACCAUGAUUCCUGGGGUUGAGCCUGUCCUCUGGGAACCUCUCAGCAAUGAUGACAGAAUCGAAGAAGAAGAAUGGUGUGACCUUGACCUUUGUGAUGGCAUCCACACAGAUGACAGCAUUUCCACAAGAAGUUCCCAAAGGGAGAUUGAGGUUGAGGCUGAAGAAAUUCCUGUUGAACCACCAGGCUAUGAUGAGUCCCAGCUCAAACGAACAGUCCCAGAUCGUCCAGCACAAGUGCCGAUUGAAAAAGUGGUGCCUGUGCAGCAGCCAGAAGGCGGCGUUAUCACAGUAUUUCAUGUGCAGUCCGAAUACAAUGGACAGUUUCAAGAAUCCAGCCAGGGCAAGGAUGCUGACUCAGACAUUCAGGCUAUUGAUGGAGAGAAAAACAAAGGAAAGAAAGUAUUAUCAGUUAAACCAUACAACAUGCACAAAGGAAAUCAGGAUGGAAUCGGAGAAAUUGGUCCAAAGUCGAGAAGAAAAAGUAGUCCCAACGACCCAUGGUUGACCACUGAUGGUGAAAGGGCUCCACGUGGAGAACAUUCUAAUGCAACUGGCUACCACCCAGAUGAAGAAGAAGAAGAAGAAGAAGAUCUUUGUACAAGAGAUUUAUGUGAUGGUAUUCACUCCAGCAAUGAGUCUGUGUGUAGCAGUGAAAAACAUCAGCCUCUCCACAGCACCCCUAAGCCAAAGAUUCCGCCCACCCUCUUGUCCCAUAAAGAUGAUGCUCACACUUACUAUUUAGACCAACGAGAUCCUCCGCUGAUAUCUCCCGAGCCUAUAGUCCCUGAGUACGAGGAAAAGCUCCGGAGCACUGUAGGUCCAGGUUUCUCAUGGUCAGCAAACUUAAAAGAUUCCGUUUUCAAGUCCCAGAAUUCUGACCGAGUUGGCCUGUCAUCGAAGUUCCCAAAUCCUGUCCAUGUUGAGAAAGUGACUGUUCUGGAUGCAAAGCUGUCAGGUGACCGUGUGAGCUUGACCGGCACACCCAAAGCUGCCAGAGUUCCCAAAGUUGACCAAGGUCAAGUGACUUGGACUCCAGUCAGUCAACAAAGAAUGAGACCCAUGGUGGUGGAAUGUACUGAUGGUUUAUGUGAUGGGAUUCAUACAAGUGAUGAGGAUCUGUCGGAGUCCUCAAGCUCAGUCCAUCAAGGCUCAAGACAGAGAGCUGCAUCCAAGUCAUCUCAUCAAAGUUCAAAUCAAAGGUCAGGGUCAAGGUCAGAUGAGUCAUGGCCAGAUCCCCCAGACAGUGUCCAGUCAGAGGCCAAAAUUGAGAAGGAGCUCGAUUCUGGUGCUUUGGACUUACCGCCCCCUCCUCCCACCCCCAAACUUCACAGGAGGGAUGUAGGGGGUAAACAACUGGAAGUGGUUGGAGACAUUUCUCCUUCAUCUCCCGGCUCUUCACCACGCUCCAAGAGACACAUCACUCCUAUUCCAGUCAAAACUCCAACCGUCCCCAUCACAGCAAAAGUGUCAUCAACGUCAUCACCAUCUUCAUCGUCUCCACAGCAAUCCUCUUCCCCCAAAUCCCCAGCUGGCCUCACAGCCAGGCCCACACGCCCAGAGAGACCAAACACCCUGAUUCCCAAGGGGGAGGCCCCCCACAUGUCCCCUAGGGUGCGGAAAGCUGCAGUGCCAAAUCUCCAGAGAGAUAGGGAGUGGAAGCCUCUAAAACCCAGGGGACAACCAGCCCAUGACAAAUUUUGCACAUUAGAGCUUUGCGACGGAACACAUUCCGAGUCUGAUCAUGAUUUAGAUCAGGCUCAUGGAAGCAAGCAGGGUCAUUCAGGUCAAGGUCACACAGGUCAAGGUCGUGCAGCUCAACAGCCUCGUCACCCUAACGGUGCUCCCCCAGGAAUUCCAAAGACAGCCAUGUUGACUUUCAGUGUGCUCACCGUGCUGUCACUGGUGUAUGGGUCUUGCAGGCUGAACCCUGAAGUUGCCGUCACUGUUUACAUACCUGGUCAUAUUGUACUGGGUGAUGUUCAAGUCUUCUUUGACACCAGCAAUGGAGGUAGAGUAAUAGCAGAUUAUUGGCGUGGCAGAAACAGAAGCUCAAUACACGUUUUUGAUCUGGAUUCUGCUGCAGCCACCAAUAGAUCCACAUGUCUCCCUGCUCAGGUGUGUCCAGAGUUUGGCCCUGUCCACCUCAUUGGUUGUAAUGCAGCCACACAGAAAUGCGUGUGUCAGCGAGGUUACUCGCUCCUUCAAGGAACCUGCCAAGAUCUGGACGAGUGCAGCACAGGUAUUCACAGGUGUGGCCGCAACAGUCGUUGCAUCAACACGCAGGGAGGAUACAGGUGCAUGUGCGGGGAGGGGUUCUACAGUUUAGGAGGUACUUGUAGAGCUUGCAGUGGGUCAUGUCCGCCUGGCUUCUAUCAGAGUUCUCCGUGCUCUGACACACAAGAUAGGAAGUGUGCAGUUUGCGUACAUUGUACAAAGACUGGGUACGAAGUGAGACCUUGUGGAAGGGGAAUGAACAGAAAGUGUGUCUCCGUCUCCAACCCCUUAGGUACGCCGCCAUCUGAUGGCCGAGUAUUUGUGGAGGCGAACAACACAGGAGACUUCAGUUACCAGACCCCGCGGAACAUGUUCGUGGAAGAUCUCCUCAAGACGCACUCUCUGCAGUCCACAGUAUAUGCAACCUAUAAUAACCAGUACAGCGACUUUCUAUGGCAACGAGAGUCGGGCUUGAAGAUUAACAUAUACGUGGAUAACAUACAAAUUCUGCCAACAUUUACGGAUACAAGUCAUCUUAGUGACAACGCAUACAUGUACAAGAGUCCGCAACCAGGAGAGAAGGAAAAGUUUGCAAAUAUUGUGACAAAAUUUUGCAGGCACCCAGUUCCAGAUUUCUACAACCUCAGUCUGGAAAUCUACAGAAGUCGCACGUCUGCUGUGACGGCGGUCGUCUGCGACUCCAGCAACCCAGACAAGAUACGCUGUCCCCAGCAAUUCAAGAACGGAGAAACUUUUUACUACCGGAGUGUGAAUAAGGAUUGCCAGAGACGAGGCAUCGCCCUCAAGGAUAAACUGGCAGAGACAAACUCCAACAGCAUCCUUUGUACUGUGGAAACUCCACUGCUGACGAAGCUUUUUUCCAAGACUCUGAAGGACGACACAUUGGAGACGUUCCCACACUGGCAGUGUAGUCCCAAAGAGAUGACCUGCCAGGCUUGUCUCAGCAGCAGGGCAUGCGUCAGCAGUGGAUUGAACCAGUCUUGUUGUGCCACAGACUGCUUGAAUACAAAGGAGUGCAAGUUUGUCUACCAGCCUCUCUGUGCUAACAAAUCUGUCAUCUGUUCUACAGGUGACACUGUACAAUUCACUCUGCAUCCAAUGUUCAAUAACAUAUCCAGUCAGUUCAUGUGUCACUUACGCUACGUGCCUCCUCCUAUGUAUCUGUAUCGUGUUCGUUACCGCAUGCACAUCGACAACUUCGACACCCCAUUUUCCACAGAGCAGGAAAUUUACAACAUCACAGCCUCUAAUAUUCAUGAGCACAACAAUGGAAGUAACCACAUCGGUUUUCUUGAUGUAUCCCAUAAUACUAAGUUCCAGCUAAAAGACGAGAUGAUGAUGGUCGGUGACAUGAAUGCUGCCGCCCGCGACUACCAGCUUUCUCUACACCAGUUUAAAGAUGUUGGAGAAUUCGAUAAAGGCAAAUUCCAGGUGUUUAGCUUUUCAGACAGCAUCUUCACUACAUCGUUGACGCCUGAGCGACCCUUCCAAGUAAGCUCAGUGAGCUGGAAUAACCAGGAGGGCUGCUGGAGAAAUAUUUCCACACUCCACAAGAAGCAGAAGAUGUACAAGAAACAUGGAGUCACUGUCAACUACACUAAAAUGAACACAGACGGCACAUACAAAUAUAUCUUGUCUCCCAAAAUCUAUGGGCCAGAAAUAUCUGUCUCUAUUCCAGGGAACCGUUCUGUGUUGUACCAUUACAUGAAGCACGUACGAGCAGGGAUUAGGUUUGACGAUUCCUUUAAGACACAUCUUGAAUUAAACACUACAACCAAAAAGUGGAAUAUGUCCAUAUCUGGAUAUCUGACUGGUUGUCCUGCCUACGUGGCCAUUAUUGUCAACGACUUGACAGAAAUGGUGCAGCUCUUCAACUUGGAUACUCUUGUCGUCUGUCCUCCAAGAUUUAACUUUGCUUUUCAAUUUUCUUUUGGAGACAUUAAUAGGGAAAAAGUAUUUGAAGUUUUACUCCGAGAUUCUCAUAAAAAUUACACUGCCUAUGUCUCCUCAGUAAGUGUUAUCAAAAAUAGCGGUGUUGAAGAACAAACACCAGAUGGAGCUAGCUACAAAAUCUACCAAGACAACCCUGACCCAGUAGAAAGUGCAGCAGUUGAAAUGAAAGAAGAUGCCACUUUCAAAAAUAAUCCAGAAGAAUGGCAGCCAAUCCGCACCUUAUGUAUAGUUUUUGGAUCUUUGUCCCUUUUCUCAGUGCUCUUGCUGUUACUGAUAGAAUGUUCAAGAUCAGACAUAAUUUUUACAACUGGAGAUCAAAGUUUACGCAGAGAUUUGAGGAGACGAUUGGAAGUUUUCCGUAGGUUAGAACACCGUAAGAUUACAAGCUGCCACAAGUUGUUUAUCACAGGUUAUACAAUAUUUCGGAUAGCCUAUAGUGUUGCUUUUACAUUUACCUUAUUUAUUUUGUUACUGACCUACCUCUGUCAAAGUGACUUGGAGAUUAUAUCCAAGAUCAAAUAUUUAUCAGAAAUACAGACUAACUACAGUUGCGACAUGGCUGCAGAUAUGAAAUCUCAACGCAAUGCAGAACUUGCCAGGCAACGGGGCAGGUUUCUCGACAUGCAACGUGCAUGCGAUGAGCAUGUUGAUAGAUUAUUCACAAAAGUACAGCAGAAAAUGCUCAGCUUCCGUGACAGACAACUGAGACUAAUCUACCAAUCAGAAACAAGCAUCUGGAACAGUACACAGAUUAUUUUAGAAAAUAAACUUCAGGCGUACAGGUCUGAAUACAAUGCAAAGUUGCAGGAGUACACUUUUGAUGCCAAAGCCAAGGUGGAGUAUCUCACCACGCUCUACAACCAAGCAGCCAGGGAUGUUUACGAUAACCCCUGGUUGGAUUUUCCCAAACCCAUAUAUAAUACUUCGAGGAGUGCUUCCCCCAUCACCCUGAGCAUGGAAUGGACAGGGAUUCCAGAGGAAUAUGUGAACUUCCUGUCUUUCCUUGGUUUGGAUAACGCCCUACAGAUAGCGAUGAGGUUGCCAGAGUUGAAGAAAAGGUUAAAUGCUUUACCAAAGCCUCCAAGGACAAUGAACAUUAACAGAAAGCCAGUCCUUGCUUUAUGCAGGUCCACAGCCAUGGAGAACAACACCUUUAGGUUUGUGUUAUCUUCCAAGGAUGUUAAAGAAUCCCCUGAACUGACGGUUUUGGGGGAUGGAGAUUCCGAGAAAACAGAGGACUCGAAAAUGAUGGAUAUACUGAAUCUCCUUCAGAUUAUCUUUAUAAUGGCUGACAUUGUUAUUUUAGUUUACCGUUUCACACGAACGUACGCCACAGCACGUGCAUUGUGUCAGGGUCUAGAGGAACGGCUUCAGGAUGGAAAGUCGCGGUCGUUCUAUUUCAAUUUGUGUAACGUGUAUUGUUCUCACAACGGUGGAGUCACAGAAACCACAUAUGUUGAUUACAAGGAAGAUUCACUCGUGGCAACUCCCCAGGGUACGCCAAAAGACCCCAGGGGUGAAGAGACCAUGGACAGUCGAAAGCCCAUGCUAGAAACCCCCACCAACAAAAGUCAUCAACAGAACAACAAACAUAGCCAUAACAAUAUGAAAGCGGCAAAGUCGCAUGGAACCAAGAAAAAUAUCUUUGACUGUACAUCAUGCUUGGUGGAAACUAUAUUCAAAAUCAUUGCCAAAGUCACUUAUCAGAACUUCAUGGUGAAGUUGGUAUUUGGAGGUGUCAUUGCUCUCCUGUUAUAUUGCCUAUUAGUUACAUGUAGGCUGUAUGUGUCAUCACAGACUUUAUAUUACUUAGGACAGUAUGAGUUUUUAGAGGAAGGACUGCAGUUAGAUAUAGAUACUACAAACUCUUUGCUCAUAAAGCAUGCGCAGCACUGGAACGACUUUCUCGUUACUGCACAAAGACAGCAGAUGUUAACAAGGAUGGAAGGGCUGGCAAGGGUAAUAGGGGGCUUCAAUCAGGCACAGGCUGCCCUUGUAAGUCAAUUCAACCUGGAAUACUGUGCCUUGAGUGGUGCUAGCACCACCUGCAGGGCGCCACUGGUGCCACACUACAUCAACAUUCACCUAGCGCCCUGUCAUUAUAUGCCAAUUCAAGCACACCUACUCACAGGUUUUAACACAAGUACUCUGGUGCCACGUUUACAUGCACAGUUUACUGAAGUGUCCCUGGCAGUUCACAGCCUCUCUUUCACUAUAGUCUAUGUCGCCAUGGUUGCAGCGGGAACCAUGUUGGUCAUACACCUGCUAGGCGUAGCACUGUUUCAUUACCUCAAGACGAGACAUGUAUUUCCUGUCCAAAUUAUCUAUGAGGGUUGCACACCGCCACCUGGUGUGAAUAUAACUGUAAAUGGACCAUCGAAUUCUGAAAUUUUGGAAGAAUCUCAACAGCCCUUGGUCCCAAGACAACAUCGGGUUUCCCAGAAUGCAUCAGCCCAAUCGAGUCCAGCAGUGGAUGUAAUAAGUGGGUCAACAGAGCAUAAGUUGAAAACAAAACGACAUGCAGAAUCCAGGGUUUAAUUAGCAACGAAUUUAAGAGCUAUACUCUUGUUUGAGAAAAAUAAACCUUGAAUCAAGAACCUCAUCAGCAUUUUCGUACAUUUAUAUAUGUAUCUAUCUUAUGUGUAUUCAACUUGUAUUCAUACUGUUAGUGCAUUUUAUAAUAAUGCUCUCAUAUUGGAGAAUCUCAGUUGUAAAGCCAUGCAAGGCAUUUCAUUUUUGCAAUUUUUUGUCACAUGUUUUGUAAAGUUUCAUCUGACAAUUGAAUCUUCUUUUCCAAAAUUAACAAUUAUUGUUUGGUAGGUAGGGUGUACCAGCUUGUCAAAGGCUCUUUUUACAUUGUGGGGUAUAAUAUUUAUCCUGUAUUGCAAUAUUUUGACUGGUCUUUAUAAUUAUGUAAUUAACGUAGGGGGAGGGGAUCUCCAUUUGAUAAGUCUGUUUGUUGUUAUUGGACCAAUCAAAAUUAAUCCAGUUUGCUGGCCAUCUCAUCUCAUGUAAAAGUCGGGUUAUUUAGUUGGCAAUCUCUCAAACCAUUGCAAUACAGACAGGUAUACUGCUACACCAUGUGAAAAGAGCCUUAUAGAAAUUAAUAAAAUCUCCUGAAACCCAAAUUACUGUUUAGAACUUUUCUUUGUAGGAGAUAUUUUUUUAAUUAAAUUAAGGUCUUUUACAUCUUGUUUUAUGCUUUUUGAUAAUUAGAAUUUACUUUCCUUGCAAUUAUAGUAAUGCAGUAUUAAUAAAUGGAUGUAUUAUUCAAAAGACAGUGUUUUAAUUGGUGUAAAAGCCAAUGCAAGGGAAGAGUUACUUUAAGGACUAUUUCCCAUUAUUUUAGACACACUGGUUGUGACUGUUGUAUUUCAUACUGAGAAAUAUUUAUCUUUUAUUUCAACAUUCCAGUAAUUUUAAGCUCCAAUCAUUGUCUCUGAUGGGAUAUAACAUAACUCUUUUUAUUGGGACAUGGAACAACAUGUUUAUACUAUAGGGAAGGGGCAAUUUAGGUUUCAAUUUCAAAUGUUUUGUCACAAUUUUUGUGGCCUAGCAGUAAUGUUACUGCUGUUUUUUUUUUUUUUUAAUACAUAAUUGUAGUUGCAGCAUAUUUUUAGUACUGUCUUAGGAAAAUUGAUCCUGUUGUUCAUGCUAAUUUUACUUAACCUCUUAUAAAGGUCUCUAUUUAAUACACUCCAUAUUUUGUUAAUCAUUUUCUUGUAAGUCUUCAAUAAACAACAACAGAGCACAAUUUAUUUAUAGGCUGUGUUAAGAAGAGUCAAGAUACAGGAGAAAAAAACAUGCCAUGUUAUUACUAGUUUAGGUUCUUUUUCUGCCAAAAGCAAUUUUUUUAACUGGAUGAAGUGCAUUUUCAAGUGCAAAUCAACUCUUUGCCAUGUACAAUUCUGCUGAUGCCAGGGAUGCUGUAAAUCACAUUACGGAAAUCAUGUUAUAAUAACAAGUAGAGACCUCAAUUUUUUAAAUUUUUUUACUCUCCUAUUUCUUUAAAUCUUAGUUCUGCUUAAGUUGUUAUAGACAGACCUCGGAGAAUAUAUUGUAAGACGCAUUUGUACAGGUACCACAGACUGUCCUGUGGAAUUAAAAAUGUGAGACGUUAAUUAUGUGUACACUUCUUUGACAGUUCUAUGUCAAACUAUUGCUUACCAUCAAUUAUGUAACAAUUUAUGUAACAUGUUAAAUUUGGUAGUCUUCUAUGGAUAUUAUGUACCAAGUAGACAUGCUUUAUUUGCAGUUAUCAUUUGCCUCUCAUCAAAGUAGAGAAAGCUUUAAAAUUCUGAAUGUCCCCACAAUUGUAUUUAUAUCUCACCUAAAGUGAUAUCUUGAUUUAAUAAAGUUGAAUUUAUUUAACAUGAAAGUCAGUGAAAACUGUUCACUUUGCACUGACAAGGAGAUAUUGAGGUCAUUGCACAGUCACCUCUAUUCAGGCCAAGGUCAGAUACAAGGUCAUUUUAAAAGGCCAUAGACAUGUUUUUGAAAAAUUGAGAAAAUUACUGUUUCUGCAUCAUUUUUCUGUUUAGGAAAAGGUUGUAUUUGUACUUAAUAAGUUGUCACGUUUGUAUAGUCAUCGUCUUUUUACAGCAUGUUGUAGUAUAUUGUAGAAUAUAAAGCCAAAAUGUUGAAUGUGAAUAAAAGUCACAGAAAUUUGU